AUGCUCGAGUACGAGGUGCUGACCUGGUCAACUUCGUUCACCGUUGUAGCACGACCGUUCCUUCCAAGCAGGACAUCCUCGUCCCCGAGACUUUGCUCAAGGUACGUGUGUGUGUGUGUGUGUGUGCAUUGUUACGACUCGCGGGCCCGGCGAGGGGCGGCAUUCAGCCUGGGCCAGCCAGCCGGCACUCCGCGAAUGGUUGGGUCGGUUCGGUUCGGUGCGGCGCACGCGCGGCACGCACUUUUUUUGCCCGGCCGGUUCGAUCCCAUUCCGCGCAACGCCCAACGCCCAACGCCCAACGCCCAACGCCCAACGCCCAACGCAGUCCUUCGCUUGCCUGGAACAAGAUAUGAUGCUGAUUAUAUGAAUUUGGGUUGACCCCGUUUACAGAAGCGAAAGUCGACCGAGAAGUCGCGUGAGGAGAAGAAGAACGCCGCUCUUGAGGCCCGCAAGGUGAGGCAGCCUACACCUAUACUCCGCACGCGCCAUUACGAGGACGGACAAUCGACUUUGACUUCGACACCGAACUGGGAAUAG
Microbotryum saponariae is the source of this 537-nucleotide messenger RNA. The record is from the annotation of a GenBank genome assembly. Lineage: Eukaryota; Fungi; Basidiomycota; Microbotryomycetes; Microbotryales; Microbotryaceae.